GCGGCGUGGCUGAGGCUGCGGGGGGCGGGCGGGCGGCGAUGGCGGCCGCCGUGGGGCUCUCGUCCUCCCCGGGCUCCCCCGCCGUGAGCGAGCUCUGCCAGAACAGGCGGGAGAUCUUCCUGGAGGCCUCGCGGCUGCUCCUCACUUAUGCUGACAACAUCCUCCGGAAUCCCUACGAGGAAAAAUACAGAUUAAUUCGGAUUGGAAAUCCAGCAUUUUCCACAAGGCUGUUGCCCGUCAGAGGAGCAGUUGAAUGUUUAUUUGAGAUGGGGUUUCAAGAGGGAGAAACUCACCUGGUUUUCCCUAAGGAAGCUUCAAUUGAGCAACUACGUAAAAUCAGAGAUUUAAUUGCUGGGGAGAGGAGUAGCAGACUGAAUGAGUCAAGCCAAAUCCGCGGAUCAGGAUCUUCUGAAACUGUCAGCAGCCCUCAGACAGCGGCACAACGGCCUUCGAGACCUGUUGACUCUGUUCUUGCUCCUGCCCGUCAGCAACCAGAAACAUCACUUGUGCAAUCUCUUGAAAUGGCUGAAAAUAUCUUGAAAACACUUCAAACAAAAUUUGAGCACCUUGUAUUGUUGUAUGAGAAUCCUGCUAUUCAGCAGAAAGCACUAGCUGCAGUUCCCCUCCAGGAAUUGAAAAGCAAGGCUCAGAAAAAGCUAGCACAAGCUACAAGACUGGACAAAGGUGCACAUGUGAAUGAAGAGGACUUCUUAUUGUUGGAGCUUUUGGACUGGUUUAAGACUUCCUUUUUUCAUUGGGUAAAUAGUCUUCCUUGCAGCAGGUGUGGUGGGCAGACAGAGCCUAAAAGAGACUACCUGUUGCCUACCGAUGAUGAUCUAAGGUGGGAUGCCAGUCGGGUGGAAAACCAUUACUGCAACCAGUGUCAGCUCAGUAAUAGAUUCCCAAGGUAUAACAACCCUGAAAAACUUCUGGAAACCAGACGUGGACGCUGUGGCGAGUGGGCCAACUGUUUUACACUGUGCUGCAGGGCUGUCGGCUUUGAAGCAAGAUACGUCUGGGAUUAUACAGAUCAUGUGUGGACUGAAGUAUAUUCUUCAUCUCAGAAAAGAUGGCUUCACUGUGAUCCUUGUGAAAAUGUCUGUGAUAAGCCUCUUCUCUAUGAAACUGGCUGGGGAAAGAAGCUUUCCUACAUAAUUGCAUUCUCCAAAGAUGAGGUUGUUGAUGUCACCUGGAGAUACAGCUGUAAACAUGAAGAAGUACUCUCUAGGAGGACGGCGCUCAGCGAGGCUACACUGCGAGAGACAAUUAAUGCGCUAAAUAGAACGAGACAAAAGUCAUUGUCAGAAAAUAGAAAAAGAGAGCUCCUGGAAAGGACAAUUGUGGAGCUUGUUGAGUUUAUUUCUCCAAAAACACCUAAGCCCGGAGAAUAUGGUGGAAGGACAUCAGGCUCAAUGGCUUGGCGAGUAGCCAGAGGUGAAAUUGGUCCAGAGAAAAGAAAAGAAGUUGUUUUUAUUCCCUCUGGAAAGGAGAAGACAUCUAAACUGUUCCAUCUCGUCUACAAUGUGAUAGACGAUAGCUACACACGGAUUUCCAAUAACAAUGAAAAAAUAAGUGGCUGGGAAGCAGGUGUUUGGAAGGCAGAAUCUAUUUGGAGAAAGGUUGAAACAGAUUGGAAAAUGGUUUAUUUAGCCCGAAAAGAGGGGUCAUCCUCUGCUUCCAUCAGCUGGAAGUUUGAGUGCAAGUCAGUUGGUCUAAAAAUAGAUAACAUUUCGGUUAGGACAAGCAGCCAAACAUUUCAGAGUGGAAGAAUACAGUGGAGACUUUGCUCUCCUACAGCAGAAAUUGCUCUGAUAGGAGAUAAAAAUCUUUGCUCCUCUUCAGAUUUUUCUGGAGCAACGGAAGUGAUGUUGGAAGCAGUUCUAAAUGGAGGGGAUGGUGGAGCUGCAUGGCAACACACACAGCUGUUCAGAGAGAGCUUAACAGGACCUGGGGAAAAUUGCUUGGAGAUAAUUAUAAAACUCAGUGACCUCUGAGAGUCUGAACUGCAGAAAUGCACUUUGGAUUCCUUGAAGACAUUAUAUCAUGGAUACAACAUGAAGAUUUGGUUGGCAAUUCCUCUUCAUCCUUCUGGCAGCUUAUUUCCUGUUUCACUGCUUCCAUUAAACCAACUUGAAACUGCACGUGUAUUAAAUAGGUAAACAUCACAAUGAAAACCUCUUUGCUAUAAAAACAAACACCAAAAUUAAGGGUUUGAACCAAUUGGGAUUGAACCAAGGGAUUUAAACUUUACAAUGAAAAGAAAACAAUUUUUAGGAAGCAAAACAUGAUCAUAGAAGCACAAACCAAUUGUAAUUAUUUUUAAUUUGGAGUUUUGGGAUUGGCUUGCUGAUUUUUUUUUUGUUUUUAUAAUCUACUUGGAAAAACAGUUUUAAUUCUAUUUUCCAAUUACAACGGAUGCUUGUGAUGAUUUUAAAGUGUUUUAAACAAUAUUAGAAGAUUUAAAAACUUGUAGAAAAAUUUGAUUUUGUGGAGUAUCCAGAAGUGCUGAAAUUAAGUUAAUUUCAAGAUUGAAUCAAAAUUUUGUUUUUAGAUGUCUAAGUAUUAAACCUGUGUUUAAUACCUAGAACUAUUUGGAAGCAUGAUGGUUGCUGGGAAAAUAACCUCUUUUUGAAAGAAGUGUUCAUUAUAUACCUAAGAUUGUCAUGGCCUAUGAUAUGAAAUUCGGGCUUAAAACUGAGUAAGAACAUCAUAUUUUUUUCUAUGAAAAAAUAGGUUAUUCAAUAUAAAUACUUUUUAAUGAUAUUAAUUCAGAUUUGCUUAAUAAAUCUUUUAAAAAGUA
Messenger RNA from Hirundo rustica (Barn swallow), 2800 nucleotides. RefSeq names its product N-glycanase 1 (gene NGLY1). Gene Ontology annotation, molecular function: peptide-N4-(N-acetyl-beta-glucosaminyl)asparagine amidase activity. Lineage: Eukaryota; Metazoa; Chordata; Aves; Passeriformes; Hirundinidae. Gene Ontology annotation, biological process: protein quality control for misfolded or incompletely synthesized proteins; protein deglycosylation; glycoprotein catabolic process. The record is from RefSeq and is a predicted model, not a curated record. The transcript has 12 exons. Gene Ontology annotation, cellular component: cytoplasm; nucleus; cytosol. Bases 39 to 1994 code for a protein of 651 amino acids.